GGAGUCACAACUUUUGGCUGGAGCUGUCUUUAAAUGCGUUGACUUAGAAUCUAAGGAAUUCUCACCGAGAUGAAGUACUUCUCGUCGUUUAAAUGGACACUUCUGUUUCCUGGUUUGACAUUGAUGCUUGGAGGAGACCAUGGUUAUGCAAAGCCUCUGAAUAGCGAGGAUGUCGAGAGCCUGCUUCCUGCAACCCCGCAAACUAAGAACGAGACUGUGGCUGCCAUUGUACAGGAUCCAGUUGUAAAGAAUGCCGUACAAUAUGCCGUCGGUAAUGGAUCUUUAUCAGGAUUAGUUGUUAAGAAGAACGUUGUUAUUAUCCCUGCUGAUACGCCUGAUCAGGUGCUCUCCCAUAGACAGCAAAUUUUCGUAGCUCCUACGUCGCACUUGGAGGACAUUCGGAAGAAUAUCACUGAAGACCUUCAAACGGAAACCGAACCACCGGAAGACGAUCAAUCGGAAGAGUCAGUACUUACGUAUCAGCCAAUAAUUGAGGACGAUGCAAAUGAGAUGUUUCAGAAAAGUGAAAAUACUUGGUAUCUAGAGAACUAUGCCACUACGUUAUCCAACGAUCUUGUGGAAGAUCGAAACGAUACUUACGAAAAAUUGAAAGCCAUUUUACCAAGUAUAAAACCUCAAGUCGAAAUGCCGGAAGGUACAGUUACGCAAAAAAUAGAUAUUUCAAAAAUCGCCGAGAAGGAUAUACCUAUACCGGUAGUUGCGGUGCUCGAUCCUUCAAAGGAAACGAAUGAUAAGAUCGAGAGCUCGAUCGUCGCUUUAUUACCUAAUGUCAAUCCGACCAUUGAGGACGAUCGACUGAAUUAUUUGAAUGCUAAUCGCGAGGAAAUUCGAAGAGACGUGCAACAAUUCAUCGACGAGUCUUCGCUGAGUGUCAAUCCGGAAAUUUGGAAACGUUCUUUGGAGAGUGAAGUCGAGAUCGGAUCAUCUCCUACGACGUACGAUUCACAGGAUAAAAAUUUAGAUUAUCUUGCAUCUGAAAAAUUCAAUUUGCCGACGAUCAUUCUCGUUCCACGAGAUGCGAACUCGCCCUAUCUCUGGGUAACAAAAGAUGAUAAAAAUGAUCCUUCGAAGGAUAACGAGGAGAAUAUGAGCACCGCAGAGGAUAUCAUUUUUAGGCCGUUGUUUAGAUUUCGACAAGAAUCACAUCAUAGGUCUGAUGCUUAUAGCGAUCGACGAUAUAAUUCCUAUCAAAGUUACGAUUCCUAUCCAAGACGUCGAUACAGACCACGAUAUUCCGACGAUUAUUACUAAUUAUUAGUUGUUAAUAAGAAAAAAUUAGAUGACUCGAUCGUUAUGUAAUCCUUUGAAAGUUUAGAAUAUUGUUGUUAUGCGUUGUCCGUAUCUAAUUUAUAAUGUUACGUUAAUAAAUUAUAUCUCAACGAAA
Vespula pensylvanica (western yellowjacket) is the source of this 1405-nucleotide messenger RNA. RefSeq lists its product as uncharacterized. The transcript has 5 exons. Bases 70 to 1272 code for a protein of 400 amino acids. Lineage: Eukaryota; Metazoa; Arthropoda; Insecta; Hymenoptera; Vespidae. The record is from RefSeq and is a predicted model, not a curated record.